Gadus chalcogrammus (walleye pollock) is the source of this 2309-nucleotide messenger RNA. Its product is annotated as protein asteroid homolog 1-like. The record is from RefSeq and is a predicted model, not a curated record. The transcript is spliced from 4 exons. Gene Ontology annotation, molecular function: nuclease activity. The coding region runs from base 68 to 2008 and encodes 646 amino acids. NCBI's taxonomy places the organism in Eukaryota, Metazoa, Chordata, Actinopteri, Gadiformes, Gadidae.
UCGCCCCAGAAGUCAGAACGUAUCCAGUCAUUGAAAGGUGAAGUUAGAACCUGACCUGUCAGUCACAAUGGGGGUGAAGGGCUUGUCGUCGCUGCUGAAGGACUACAGCCAGAUCUACCAGGACAUCCACUUCAGGGACAGCAAGCUGCUGGUGGACGGCACUAACCUGGCCUACGACAUGUAUGACAUGGCCAACCUGGACCAGAACCACGGCGGGGAGUACCUGGCAUACAAGGUCCAGAUCCAAGCUCUCUUCAAGGCUCUGAUCGACUGUGAAAUCAAAGCAUACGUUGUGAUUGACGGAGGCUCGGGCACAAGUGACAUCAAAUUGGACACCAGGAUGGCCCGUCAAAGAGCCCGUCUGGAGAAGAUCCCUGCUGCUCUGAAGGGCAAAAAAAUGGGCAUCUUUCCCCCCUCUAUCAUGUCAGUUUUUGAACAGACGCUGAACGACAUGAAGGUGCCGCUGGUCAAGUGCUUCGGAGAGGCUGACGGCCAGCUGGCUGCCCUGGCCAAAGAGUGGUCCUUCCCGGUGCUGUCCGGAGACACCGACUUCUUCAUCUAUGCCCUACCGAAGGGGGUUCUGCCCCUGCAUAACUUCCAGUGGGACUCAGUUAAAAGAACUGAGGCCAGUAGCUACAUCCCCUGCAAGCUAUACACCACGUCCAGCUUCUGCACCUUCUUCAACAUCAACGACCAGCUGCUGCCCGUCUUCGCCUCGUUGGCCUGGAACAACUACGUCAACCUCAAAGAUGAGUCAACAAGAUGUACCAGAGGCAGUGCACCGGGAAGACCUACAAUGCCCCAAAGGGCCUCCCGCCUGGAGGGUCUCCUGAGUUGGCUGGGAGCCAGGAAUGACCGGACGACAGAAGACACCUUGACAGCAGCGAUGGCCGACAUGAGUCAACAGGCGCGGAGGGAGGUGCAGAAGUCCAUGCUGGAGUACCGUCUCCCCAGCUCCUCUCUGUUGGGGUACUUCCUUGAGGGCACUGUUCCGCCGCUGCCUGCUGAGUUGAGCUGGGUCCCUGAGUGGGUCUGUGCGUCCCUGACCAGAGGAGGCCUUGGAGCUGACAUAUUGAUGCACAGACGGAAGAUUCUGCGGAUCCAGGUGGAGAGCAGCAACCUAAAGAGCUCCAACCUCACCUCGAAGCCCAUCCGGCAGAUGUUGUACGGGGUGUUGCUGGCCCAGGGGGGGGGUGAGGUGGAGGAGGUGGACAGAGUCGGUCUUGAGCCCAACAGGGUCAAGGUGCAACCACUGGUCCAAGGAGCCGCUCAGAGGCUGAGGCUGGACUCUCUACCCCAGGCAGACCGCGCUGUGAGGCUGCAGGUGUGUCUGGAGACGCUGGGCGUGGAGGAAGAGACGAUGGAGGGAGUUCCGGCUCACCUGCGCCUCCCAGUGGCUGUGACCCGCUACUGGCUGAGGAGGGCCAGCCCUGAGCCGACGCUCCUCAAAGCUCUGCUGAUGGUCAUGGUCCAAGGAGAACUGAUGAGGCAAAAUGGGACAGCAGGCUGGCAGGGAUAUACCAACCACCACUCUCAGCCUCUGGAUGGUGUCGUGGCUCACAGCCUCAACCAAUGGCAGGCCUGCCUGAAGGACGCCUCCCAGCUCAACCUGCUGCUCUGCAAGCCCCUCCCUGAACCCCACUUCGCCUGGUUGUACCAGGGCAGGCUGGUGCACCGGCGGCAGAAGCAGCUCCAGGAGAGGGAGCCAGAGGACAUCGUACAGGACGACCAGUUCAAGAGACUGUACAGGAGGCUCCUGGGAGCAGUGACCCAGCCAGAGAGGAGAGCUGGGGGGCCUGAGGCCCAGCUGAGGGCCAGCAUGGAGCACCUUCACCUCAACACCCAGGAUGAGGAGGAGGAGGAGGAGCUGGGCGGGGCUGCAGGCCUGGAUCAGGGCUCUGAUAGGCCUAGGGUGACGGUUAGAACACGCUACAGAACCAAAGACAGGAAGGACCGGUCCAGAAACCCAGAGCUGUGGAGGAAGCAGGAGAGGGAGGGGUGGUUGUGAGCAGGUAGGGGCGGUGUUCCAGGGGUGGGGGCAAUAGGGCAGCUGUUAGAUCAGGGUGUCGCCUCACUGUGCACUUUGAAUCUUGGUGUGUUGGCGUAUCCUGAGCUAUGCUUCUCGACAUUUCACUUUCAUUUCACGAUGUCGGGACAUUCCUGGCGGGCGUCAUUGUUGUAAAACUUGUCAAAUGCGUGAGGAACUCCAGCCUACCCUGAAAACGUUGGCGUAUGAAUAUAUUCUAUAAAGCUUCUUAAGAACAAUGUGCGACUCUGUGGGGAAGACCUUUGACUACUUAAUGAUAUAU